UUACUUCCGGGUUCUGUGCACAAACAGACUUGUCGAAACUGUCAGUCAUCAUGUCAGCUCUCCUCCGCAGACUGUCUGGGCAACACGUCUCCUUCAGGCCGAUGCUCCCUCUAAACCUGCGGGAAACACGUGAACAGACCUCCGCUCUGAUCCUCCGGGACGGAGCAGCACGUCAUACCGGCGAAGGUCGGUGGAACAGUCCCGCACAGAGCCGCAGGCAGCACACGGAGGCUGCGGAUCCGCUUGAGGUGGAUCUGAAGCGUUUAGAGGGGGAGGACGACGGGAUCGUCGAGGUUCUGAUGUGUCGACACAAAGCUAGAAACGCUCUGGGACAUGUGUUUGUCUCACAGAUGAGGGUGCUGGUGUCCUGUCUGUCCUCUGACCAAGCAGCUCGUGUGGUCGUCUUCAGGAGCUCAGUUCCAGGUGUUUUCUGUGCAGGGGCAGACCUGAAGGAACGCUCUCAGAUGGAUCACACUCAGUCAGAUCUGUUUGUUCACAGCCUGAGAUCCCUCAUGACUCAGAUAGCAUUGUUGCCCAUGCCCACCAUUGCGGCGGUGGACGGCGUUGCUGUGGGCGGGGGGCUGGAGCUGGCUCUGGCCUGUGACCUUCGCACUGCAGCGUCCUCCGCUCAGAUGGGUCUGAUCGAGACGACUCGGGGGCUGCUGCCGGGGGCAGGGGGCAGUCAGCGUCUACCCAGGACAGUCGGCAUCCCUCUGGCCAAAGAGCUCAUCUUCACAGGAAGGUGUGUGGACGGGGUCUCAGCUCUUCAGAUGGGUCUUGUGAACAGAUCAGUGGAUCAGAAUCAGACAGGAGAUGCUGCCUACAGAGAAGCUCUGAGCCUGGCUAGAGAGAUCCUCCCCCAGGCCCCUCUGGCGGUGGGACUGGCUAAAGAGGCUAUAAACAGAGGGAUGGAGGUAAACAUGAGUUCAGCCAUGGCCAUCGAGAGGAUGUGUUACGCUCAGGUGAUCCCAACGCGGGACAGACAGGAGGGGAUGGCUGCUUUCAUAGAGAAGAGACCCCCACGAUACACCGGAGAGUGAACACACACACACACACACACACACACACACACACACACACACACACACACACACACACACACACACACACACAGAGCUCAAAUUAAUGUGAGCACAUGUUGAAGGUCAGAGUGUUGAGGAGGAAGUGUUAUUGAUCAAAGAGCUGUGGCGCCAUUUUUGAACUGAUUCUAUGAUUGUUUAUUUUCACAUGAAUUUGAUGUUUGUAAUAAAAGUUCACUCACACACGUUGUCUCCACUUUA
Labrus mixtus (cuckoo wrasse) is the source of this 1280-nucleotide messenger RNA. RefSeq names its product enoyl CoA hydratase domain containing 2 (gene echdc2). Gene Ontology annotation, biological process: fatty acid beta-oxidation. The transcript is spliced from 11 exons. Gene Ontology annotation, molecular function: enoyl-CoA hydratase activity. Bases 51 to 1040 code for a protein of 329 amino acids. NCBI's taxonomy places the organism in Eukaryota, Metazoa, Chordata, Actinopteri, Labriformes, Labridae. The record is from RefSeq and is a predicted model, not a curated record. Gene Ontology annotation, cellular component: mitochondrion.